CCGGCGGGCAUGGAGUCCUUCCUCAGGAAGCAGCUGACCUUCCUGGCCUUCUUCUGGGACAAGAUCUGGCCGGCGGGCGCGCCGCGGUUGCCGGACCCGGACUCCGACGCCGACGUGGAGCCGGAACCCGCGGCAGCGGAGCCCCCCACCGCGGAGCCCUGCAACCCCCCGGCCCCCGCGCAGCUCUUCAGGGCUGACUUCACGGCGCGGAGCGCGGAGGAGCUGAGUGUCAGCCGCGGGGAGAGGCUGCACGCCCUCAGGGAGGAGGGCGGCUACAUCCUCGCCCGCAGGCUCGCGGGCUGGCCCAGCACGGGGCUGGUGCCCAUCACCUACGUGGCCGAGGCCGCCCCUGAGACGCUCUGGAACCAACACUGGUACUUCAGUGGCAUCAGCCGAACCGAGGCCCAGCAGCUGCUCCUGUCCCCCACCAACGUGCUGGGGGCCUUCCCCGUCCGGCCCAGCGAGAGCAGCCACGGGGACUACUCACUGUCAGUCUGGGCCCGGACCAAAGUCCACCACUACCGCAUCUCCAAAGCAGCCAACGGCAGCCUCUACCUGCAGAAGGACCAGCUCGUCCCCAGCCUGGAGGAGCUGCUGGCCUAUUACAAGGCCCACUGGAAGCUGAUCCAGAACCCACGGCUACAGCCCUGUGUGCCCCAGCCCCAGGCCAGUGCGGAGGCUGUGGGAGGAGAUGCCGGUGGGGAUGGCGCCACACCUGCGCUGGAGCCGUGGUGCCUGCGCCUGUCCCAGCGGAGGAAGCUGGGCGAAGGCUACUUCGGGGAGGUGCGGGAAGGCCUGUGGCUGGACUCCAUGCUCCUGGCCGUCAAGGUCAUCAGACCAGCUGACGUGAAGGUUGCCGACCUGGCCCAGGAGAUCCAGACGCUCAUGAGCCUGGGGCACGAGUGCCUCAUCCGGCUGCACGCGGUGUGCUCCGCGGGCGAGCCGGUGUACGUCGUCACCGAGCUCAUGCGCAAGGGCAGCCUGCAGGCCUUCCUGGGCAGCCCCAAAGGCCAGGCCCUGAGCCCGCCCCUCCUGCUGACCUUUGCCUGCCAGGUGGCCGAGGGCCGGAGCUACCUGGAGGAGCGGCGCAUCGUGCACCGGGGUCUGGCCGCCAAGCACCUGCUCGUGGGUGACGACCUGGCCUGCAAGGUGGCUGACUUUGGCCUGGCCCGGCUGCUCAAGGACGACGUUUACUCCCCACGCAGCAGCUCGAAGAGCCCCGUCAAAUGGAUGGCGCCCGAGGCAGCCAACUACUGCGUGUACUCACACGUCUGGUCCUUUGGGGUCCUGCUCUACGAGGUCUUCACCUACGGCCGGCGUCCCUACCAAGGAAUGAGCAACCACGAGACCCUGCAGCAGAUCUCGAGAGGGUACUGGCUGCCGCGCCCGGCCGCCUGCCCGGCCAAGGUCUACGCGCUCAUGGUGGGGUGCUGGAGGGGCCGCCCCGACGAGCGGCCGGACUUCGCCACGCUGUGGGGUGGUUCUUUGGCCGGAUCUCUCACUCGGAAGCCCUGCACCGACUGCAGGCCGCGGGCAACGACCCCACCUGGGCCUGACUUUGGGCUCCUGGUCGCUAAACCCUUCGUGCAUGCAGAGCCCGGCCCCGGCCUGUCCCCUCCGCUGCGCUUGCGGGACCAGCAGACCGUUCGCCACUACAAGAUCUGGUGGCAGGACGGCCAGUUGCACCUCAACGAGGCUGUGUCCUUCCCCAGCCUGCCCGAGCUUGUGGACCACCACAAGGCCCAGAGCCUGUCCCACGGCCUGUGGCUGACCUCGCCCCGCCGAAAGCCCAGGGACUCUGGCUACGUGGGAACCGUGGUUGUACAGAGCCGGGCGCGGGGGGACGGACAUGGCCCUACAUUUGAGGAUAGACCAGGGGCUGACUUCCGGAGGACGGGUGCCCCCGCCCUGUGUCCCUGCAGCAUAAGCCGGAGCCCCUGCCCCACUGUGACAACUGGGAGAGGCCGCGGGAAGAGUUCACGCUCUGCAGGAAGCUGGGCUUCCGGCUACUUUGGGGAGGUCUUCGAAGGGCUCUGGAAGGACAAGGUCCGAGUGGCCAUCAAGGUGAUCGUCCGAGCUGACCUUCUGCGUCAGCGCACGUUCCAGUUGGAGAUCCAGGCCAUGAAGCAGCUGCGGCACGAGCACAUCCUGGCACCGUACGCUGUGGCGCCCGUGGGGGACCCCGUGCACGUCAUCGCAGAGCUCCUGCCCGAGGGGAGCCUGCUGGAGCUGCUGCGGCACUCCGAUGAGAAAACCCUGCCCAUCUCGGAGCUGGUGGGCAUUGCAGCACAGGUGGCCGAGGGCAUGUGCUACCUGGAAUCGCAGAAUUACAUCCACGGGGACCUGGCCGCCAGGAACAUCCUCGUGGGGGAAAACAACAUCUGCAAAAUCGGGGACUUUGGGCUGGCCAGGCUCAUCAAGAAGAACGUCUACCCCUCCCAUGACCACAGCAUCCCUUACAAAUGGACCACCCCCGAGGCACCCUCCUGA
Eubalaena glacialis (North Atlantic right whale) is the source of this 2490-nucleotide messenger RNA. It is a transcript of the gene SRMS, whose product is annotated as src-related kinase lacking C-terminal regulatory tyrosine and N-terminal myristylation sites. Gene Ontology annotation, biological process: cell differentiation; innate immune response; cell surface receptor protein tyrosine kinase signaling pathway. Lineage: Eukaryota; Metazoa; Chordata; Mammalia; Artiodactyla; Balaenidae. Gene Ontology annotation, molecular function: ATP binding; signaling receptor binding; non-membrane spanning protein tyrosine kinase activity. The record is from RefSeq and is a predicted model, not a curated record. Gene Ontology annotation, cellular component: extrinsic component of cytoplasmic side of plasma membrane.